Molecule: messenger RNA, 2913 nt
Organism: Trifolium pratense (red clover)
Lineage: Eukaryota; Viridiplantae; Streptophyta; Magnoliopsida; Fabales; Fabaceae
Product: ferritin-3, chloroplastic-like
Exons: 11
Coding region: 2121-2486 (121 amino acids)
Biological process (GO): iron ion transport; intracellular iron ion homeostasis
Cellular component (GO): cytoplasm
Molecular function (GO): ferric iron binding; ferrous iron binding
Source: RefSeq, a predicted model, not a curated record
UUGACAUUGUAUAUGCAUUCUAAGUUGACAUUCAUGGAUUGUGUAUGCAUUAGGUUUCUUGGAAAUUGCAUUCACAAAGUCAACUAUGACAUUAUGCCACUACUUACUUCACUUCCUUCACAAUGUCAACCAUCACAUGAUGUAAUGAUUGUUCUUCCAAUCUUCUUAUUGGCUGCCUAUUCUUCUACAUCCAUUCAUUCAUACAUUGUAGAUUGCUUCACAAAGUUAACCAUCACAUUAUAUAAUCAUUGUUCUUCCAAUCCUCUCAUUGGCUACCUAUUUUCUUUGCAAAUUGACAAAAAUUGACUCUUCCUCUACAUGGUUUAUGCAAACAAUUGGUUGAUUUGCUGGUUUUAUGAUAGCUGAUUUAUACAAUCAACUGGUUUAUGUAAACAAUUGGCUGCAUGUGUUGUGUUGCUGAUUUAUACCACAGGAGAAGGUAUUCUCACUCAUUUUCUCUUUCUCUCUCUCUCUCGUCCGCACAACCACACCAAACAACACCAUGCCUCACCUCUGCCACAAUCACCACCGAACAAGACCUCACCUCCACCUCAGUUCGCCGUCCAAUCCAUCGCGGCUACCUAAUCAACCCCCACCUCCAACGUGAUAUCUGGUCUCAUCUUUUCACCUCAAUCCUUCACAUAAACCCUUCUCAAUCCUCUGUCCUCUCACUGAACCUCUCUUCACUCUCCCAUCAAUUCAACACUCCAUUGACAGAAAAAUGAAGCACUUGCUCAACACAGGACAUGGAAAAAGAAAUUGCACGGGCCAAAGAAAUUGUAUGACACUUGAAGAGUCUGUUGGAAAAAGACUGCAAAAAUAUGGGGGAUCAGAUAAUAAAGAAUUGCUUCAGAGGGAAGUUGGUUUUCGGUGGUUAUUCAGUUUCAAAUCAAAAUCACCGGAAAAGCCAGUCGCGCCACCACCACAAAAGCUUUCUCUAUGCGACAGACUGCAGUGACUAAAGUCCUUCAAAGUUUGGCAUUGGAUCUGAGGAUGAGAUAUAGCAGAGGCACAAAAAAAUAAGGUUUAUUGGAAGCAUCAACCAUGAAACAAAUUCUUGCAAGUCAUUCACAAAAUUCGGUUUCAUAUCAAUUCGCAUUUUUCUAUAUUUUUUAACAUGUAGUUUCAAAUCAUUAGCAGUAAUUUGUAACUCCUCUUUAUUAGUCAUUUUUGUUACUAACUUUUUUAGCAACAUGUUGUUUUAGUGCCUAAUGUUAGAUGGGAUGACAUUAUAAGCCUCUAAAAUGUCAAGUUUGAACGGUAAUAUAUAUAUUAACUAAUACUAAAUUACACAUUGUUUUGUACCGAUUUUAUUUGUUUUUAAUUGUUCAAAAUAAGUUAUCUUUUAUUGGCACAAAUCAUAAUAUUUGUGAUUCUCCUUUUCAGCCCUUUGAACAUGGGUUUAAUUAGGGUGUUGUUGAUUGGUACAACUGAAUUCAAAAUAAGCUGAUUUUUUUAUUUUAUAGGUGUCAAUAGACGAAUAUUUUGCUAUUCUAUUUCUGUUGAUUUAGAUUUAACAAGAAAAGUAGAUUAUUUUGGACCUAAUUUUUUAUUUUUGGUGAUUAAGGUUAUUAUGUUUUUGAGUUUGGUAAAAUAGUUUCAGCUUUUAAAAAUCUCUUUUUUAGGUUUGCAGAAUGAAAAGGGAUCUCUUUUUUAGGUUUGCAGAAUGAAAAGGGUAGAUAUAGAUUGUAAGAUUUGAAAUUUCUAGAUUAUUUGAUGAUUUAUUUUUUAACAUUUGAUGAGAUUGUGGUUUUUGCAGAUAAAUGGUGGAUUUUGAUCUAGCUUGAAGGUUUUGAUCAUCUGUUAUAAGUGGUGAACCUAUAACAUGAUGAACAAAUAUCAUAUUGUAUAAUCUUCCUUAUGUUAUCUCUUUGCUUCUUAAAGAUAGUAUAAAUGAAGAGUCCAAAUUAAAGAAAGCAAUUUUUAGGAUGAAAAUUAUAUUUAACUACUUGGAGGGCAUUUGUAAAGUAAAUAAUCUAAUUGUUUCUUCAAAAAGCACUUAUAAAGGCUGCUGAAGAAUCAAGUUAAGGGAGGAAUUUGAAAGUGAGGGCAGAAAGCUUACUCCUAAAGAAGAGUCACAGACUUUUGAUUCAAAUGUAAUCACGUCUGGAACUGAAUUCAUGGUUGUUUUAUCAAUUGCACUUCAGUAUUAUGUUCAUCUUAAGCUGAACAAUGACCCUGGUUGGAAAAAUAUCAAGAAGUAUUCCUUAUCUUUGGCGACGAUCCAAUGCUUGCAGUGGCUCAUGGUCGCGGUGUAUAUUGUGAUGUUUUGUUAUUGCUUUCAGGUGCAGUGUAUUGUGGAAAUAUGGACAGCGGAAGUUGUGGAAUACAAUGUUUCGUAUGUGUACCACUCUUUGUUUGCAUACUUUGACAGAGACAACGUACCUCUCAAGGGACUUGCCAAGUUCUUUAAGGAAUAUAGUGAUGAAGAAAGAGAGCAUGCUAUCAAAUAUCAGAGGGUUCUCAAGAAAAGCAUGAUGAUAUAGAAGAUGAUAAUAAGGCUUAACCCUGCCUCAACCUUCAUCUGGGAAGGAAAACAUGAUUAUAGUGUUUUCCAAAGUAUCUUGAAAAAUUAUAAUUCAUUUUUUUAUCCUAUGCUUCAUGUUUGUAUUGAUUUUGCUUGAUUUUCUCCCGUAUUGUUUACUUCCAGGGAUGAAACUUAAACUCUCAUUCAGUCAUCCAAAUUCAUUAUAGAAGAAGGCCAUAUAUUUUCAAGGAGGGACGUUUAAGUCAAACCAGUUCUCUAAGCUAGCAUUUGAAAAUAAAUUAUCAGUUGAAGAGAAUUCUAUUAUCCGACUAAUUUGUAAUUUGGAGAUAGUUUGUAUCAGAAAAUCGAUUACUUAUUUGUACAUUUCGUUUUGAUUAUGUAAUUGGAUAUCUUAUAAUACUUAAAUUGGGUCCAGAUUAUAGCUA